This is a messenger RNA of Triticum aestivum (bread wheat), 851 nucleotides long. RefSeq lists its product as uncharacterized. NCBI's taxonomy places the organism in Eukaryota, Viridiplantae, Streptophyta, Magnoliopsida, Poales, Poaceae. The transcript has 3 exons. The record is from RefSeq and is a predicted model, not a curated record. The coding region runs from base 478 to 837 and encodes 119 amino acids.
CACACACGCGACGCAGUUUCCUCACCCUUCUCCCUUUCUCUGCCCAACGCCGCCACCCCUCUCCUCGCCGUGCCGCAGGCUGGACUCAUCGGGCUUGGCACCGAUGGCGACGGCCGACGCCGCCUUCCCUCACCACAGCGGACACAGACGAACGUGUCUCCCCUGGUUUCUCACCGAACGACAGGAGCAGAGCCCCACUGUCGCAAGAAUGGACAAGGAAAAGAGGAAGGAGAGUAGGAGGAGAAGGAGAAGGAGAGGAGCUUGGUGUCCAUUAUGAAGACUAAGCCGCUUGUCCCAGGAAGCAGAAGGGGAAGGGCAAGGGCAAGGGUUGUGUCACUGCAGAGGAAGCGGGCCAAGGAUUAUGGCAAUGUCCCGCUCGCCGAGUUGUUAUUAAGGGUAAAAAAAGCUCCGCCGCCUUGACGUCUCGCUGACCUUGCCGACGCCAAGAGCCGCACCAACCCUACUGUCCGCCGCUGGAUGGCGGAUCUCAAGACCGCCGCCUACCAAGGCGACCACGUCCUCGAAAACUUCCGCUACGAGGCGCUGCGGCGCUGUGCUGACGACCACAUCCGCGGCCCCUCCUCCGUAAUGGAGCAUGAUAAGCAAGUGGAGAAGGAUUAUGAAGAGGAGGAAGAGAAUGAGGAGGACGAGGAUGAGCAAGGUACUGUGUUUGAGGAGGAGGAAGAUUCUCAUUUUGAUGUCAAAGCACCAAGUGUUAUGCUAUGCAAAAUUGCAUUGUUUGGCUAUCAACGUUCAAUAUUUUUGUUGUAUAAAGUUCAAAGGAGGAGCUGUCCAAAAUUCAAAAGCAAUGAUGCCCAAUUCUUUUCAUCACUAUGACCAUUUUUAAACCA